AUGGAAAAGACGCUGCGAGAAUGGUUCCAAAAACUUGGUCCUGAGAUCGAUGUGCUCAUCGAGGAAAGAAGAAGCCAAAAGCCCAUGUUCGAGCCCGAAACCGAAGACUCAGCCGACGAAUUGGACCAGUCGAUCCACUGA
Alternaria arborescens is the source of this 141-nucleotide messenger RNA. RefSeq lists its product as hypothetical. The transcript has a single exon. NCBI's taxonomy places the organism in Eukaryota, Fungi, Ascomycota, Dothideomycetes, Pleosporales, Pleosporaceae. Bases 1 to 141 code for a protein of 46 amino acids. The record is from RefSeq and is a predicted model, not a curated record.